UUUUUUGUACACAAACUCAUUUCGAUUUAAAUGGAUGAAACAUUUGUUUUUUUGUAUAUUUUUAUGAAUUUCAUUUAUUGACGAUCCAUAAGUUUUGUCUACUAUCUAUUUGGUUUGGUUCUAGGUUAUUGUUUUUUUUUCAUUCAAUUUCGUUUCGUGUAAAGUGUGUUUAUUUUUUUUCAUUUAAUGAUGAAUUAUAAUCUUUGAUGGAUAACAUAAUUGCAACCAUUAGCCCUUUGGUGAAAUAUAAAAAGUAUGCUGUAAAUUGCAUAGUCUUCACACUAUCAAUGCGAUUCUAUGAUAAAAGUGUUGAGCAACAAAACAACUCUAUUAUUAUUUUCAACGAAUCCGAUUACCCGUUGUAAACAAAAACAAACUUUCUGAAAAAAUUACAUGCAUUGAAUAACAGAAGAAAUUUUUUCUUGAUCCCCCAGGCCGAUUGCCUGAAGUAUAAACUAAUCUUUUGGAUUUAUUUCCAACUUUCAUUUUACUUGUAUAAAAUAACGACUAUAAUCCCGAAUGGAUGUUGAGAUUUCUUCGAUGAACAACAAUCCAUUAUUAUUCGACUAUUUACGUUUAUGACAAAAAAAUGCUCCCAACAUUUCCAAUAAUACUCUAUAUUCCAAUCUGACCAACCAUCACAAAACAACAUUUCUUUGAAUUAUAAUAUGUUAUUGAUUGAAUCAAACAACCAACUCACCAAGAGAAAGACUGAAUUUCCUCCGUUCUGGUUGUCGCCAAAUCUUUUUGCUUAAAUCCUGUAGUUUAUUAUUGAUUGUCAUUCACUUUAUCUGACAGUCAUCAAAGAUUUCAGACGUGAAACUCAAUUUAAUCUUCACCUAUGGAACAACAACUAUUUUGGAAUUCAACGAUUAUUCGUUUGAAAAUCUUGAAUAAAUUUUCAUUUUGUCAUUUUAUUGUUCUUGCCACAUCCUUUAUAUUGAUUGAAAAAUUUGCCCUCGCCAAUGGCAAGAAUUCGUCCACAUCAAAUGGCAAACUAAUGCUCAAUAAAUUCUCUUUAUUGGAUGAGAAUACUUUUAUUGAAGAAUCUCUUUUUCCCGAAAACGAUUUUCGUUGUGGUUCAAUAGUCAAUCUUACAACUAAAUAUGGUUUCGUCAAGAACCCACACUACCCUAACAGUUAUAAAGUUCCAAUUGUUUGUCAAUGGAACAUUAUCGGAACAUCACCCGAUGAAAUUAUAACUAUCAGCAUUGACGAGCUUGAUAUAGAAAAUCCGAAUGAACAUUCGAAAUAUUGCAUAGAUUCCAUCGAUUCAAAACAAUGCUGUACCGUAAAUUAUCUACGAAUUCAAUCGUUGAAUAGCGAUCGGUAUUUCUGCGGUAAAUCAAUUCAUAGUGCAUCCAAUGUUUAUAUUUCCGAAACAAAUUUCGUCUCUGUCAUAUUCAAUGCAACCUUAAAUCAGAAUAAUGCUGUUGGAUUUUAUUUCUCUUAUUUUAUAACGCCUAAAUCAAAUACGCAAUGUUAUGCAAAUGAAUUUCAUUGCCUUAAUGACAAAUGUAUCCCGAAAAAAUGGAAAUGUAAUAACAAGAAUGAAUGUGGUGAUGGAUCCGAUGAAAUGUCUUGUGACCUAACCUCGGAUUUUAUUAAAUGCGACAAUGAUGAUUCAAUGGGCUAUUAUCACAUCUCGAAACGAUGUGAUAAUAAAAUCGACUGCGAGAACAGAUCAGAUGAAUUGAACUGUACAUACUGUGAUUCAAAUCAGUUUCGAUGCCUUUCUCCACAAUCGUUGAACAAAUGCAUCAAUCUCACAUUGUUAUGUAAUGGCAUUCCCGAUUGUCAAGAUUUUUCCGAUGAAACAAAAUGUAACCAUUGUCCUAGUAAAAAAAUAAGAUGUGGUACAAUGAAUCAUUGUUAUGAUCCGAAACUUCAUCGAUGUAAUCGAAUCCUCGAUUGUCCGAACGGGGCUGACGAACUAAAUUGUUUUGAACAUUGUAAAGGUAAAAUCAUGUGUGCUUCUGGUGAUGGAUGUUAUGAUCUUGAAGAACGUUGCAAUGGUAUUGUCCAGUGUGCUGAUUAUUCAGAUGAAAAAAAUUGUACAUUAGAGUUAUGUCGACCAGAUAAAGGUAGUUUCCUCUGCACAAAUGGUAGAUGCAUACCAUCAAUUUGGACAUGUGAUCGUUCAGCCGAUUGUUAUGAUGGAAGUGAUGAGAUGCGUUGUCUAAAAAACAGUGUCAUUACUGCAGCCAUAAUUGGAUCGUUAAUUUGUGGCCUAUUGAUUGUGAUUGCUAUCAGCUGUGGUUGCAAAUUAGUCGCGCUUAGACACUUGGAACAAUAUCGUACAACUAUGGCUACGAAUGUUUCAAAUCCUGCUCCUUUUAGAAAUAUGGAUUUCCCAUUUCCAUCUUCCGGUGAUCUUGAUGCCUCAUUAUUUCGAUUAGAACAUUCUGUUUUAUUUCGCGAACCACCACCUAGUUAUGCAUCAACCAUGGGAGGAUAUCAUGAUGUAAAUGGAAUAAAUAAUUCGUAUAUGGAUCAAUAUCGAAGAUAUAGACGUCAAAGACGUUGUCGUCGAAUGUUACGACGGCAACAUCGAAAUGCACAACAACAACAGUCGGUCGUCCCAAUUAACACCUCUACAAAUUUGGUCAUCAAUCCUAGCCAUUCAAAUGAUCAUCUAAAUGAUCAACCAAUAAAUUCUCCGACUAGUGAGACAACAAUUGACAUCAAUUCGAUUGCCAUGACGGAAAACACUCCUACAGCUCAUCAAGACUAUUUUAGACAGAUAGAAGAUCCAAACAGCAAAAAGAAGGAGGUUCUAUCGAAUGAUGAAGAGAUUAUUGAUUCUAAUAGUGAUGUUGAUCACAACCACAUUCAAUCGAUAAUAGUCGAUUCCAUAAAUACUCAACAACACAGUAACAACAGUGGCAAUCAAGACAAUCUCAAUAUUGAGCUCGAACCUAUUCCACAUCUAAACAAUUUCGACUGUGAUUCUCAACCACUCAUCAAUAGAUGAAUUAACGAUGAUUUCUCAUAUUUUUCGUCAUUUAUUAAUUGUUAUAAAUCCCUCCAACAUUAUUUGGUCUCAUAGUAAGAACCAACUCAUAUUUGAACACUAAUUCUGCAUAAAUACUCACUUUUAUCGGUGAUUAUAUUGUUCAUAUCAAU
Dermatophagoides farinae (American house dust mite) is the source of this 3126-nucleotide messenger RNA. RefSeq lists its product as uncharacterized. Gene Ontology annotation, cellular component: plasma membrane; signaling receptor complex. NCBI's taxonomy places the organism in Eukaryota, Metazoa, Arthropoda, Arachnida, Sarcoptiformes, Pyroglyphidae. Gene Ontology annotation, molecular function: protein binding. The record is from RefSeq and is a predicted model, not a curated record.